GCGGCGGCGGGGUCACCAUGCCAGCGUCCCAGAGCCGGGCUCGCGCGCGGGAUCGCGGCAACGUCCUCAACCGGGCCGAGUUCCUGUCCCUCAGCCAGCCCCACAAGGGCGCCUUGGAGCUGCGCGGCGCGGGCAGGAAGGCCCGGGGCCCUCGCGCCGCCCGCUGGCGAGGCCAGUCCCAGCAGCUGCCCGAGGAGGACUGCAUGCAGCUGAACCCCUCCUUCCGGGGCAUCGCCUUCAACUCGCUGCUGGCCAUCGACAUCUGCAUGUCCAAGCGGCUGGGCGUGUGCGCCGGCCGCGCCGCGUCCUGGGCCAGCGCCCGCUCCAUGGUCAAGCUCAUCGGCAUCACGGGCCACGGCGUCCCCUGGAUCGGGGGCACCAUCCUCUGCCUGGUGAAGAGCAGCACCCUGGCCGGCCAGGAGGUGCUCAUGAACCUGCUGCUAGCCCUGCUCCUGGACAUUAUGACUGUGGCGGGCAUGCAGAAGCUGAUCAAACGGCGCGGCCCGUACGAGACGAGCCCAGGGCUCCUGGACUACCUGACCAUGGACGUGUACGCCUUCCCCGCAGGGCAUGCCAGCCGAGCUGCCAUGCUGUCCAAGUUCUUCCUGAGCCACCUGGUGCUGGCGGUGCCCCUGCGCAUCCUGCUGGUGCUGUGGGCCUUGUGCGUGGGCCUGUCGCGCGUCAUGAUCGGCCGCCACCACAUCACCGACGUCGUCUCGGGCUUCAUCAUCGGCUACUUCCAGUUCCGCCUGGUGGAGGUGGUCUGGCUGUCCUCCAACACCUGCCAGAUGCUCAUCUCCGCCUGGUGAGCCCCGCGGCCAGGACGCGGGGAGCCUGUGAGCUGGGCCGCCCUGACUCAACCUCCCCGCCAGGGCUGCUGCUUCUGCGUGGCCUUGGCAGACGAGAACAAGAUGAUGGAGGCGGCGGCGGGAGGAGGCUGAGGCCCCGGCACGUUUGUGGCUGUGUCCCUGCCGAAGCAUGCUCCCCACAAAGCGCCCCGAAGCCCGCACGCCGUGCCCUCCGCCACCUCCAACGUCUUCAGACUGAACCGGCCAGAGCAUGCCUGCCGGACGCCACCCGGCCCAGCCCGGGGCUUGGGGCCCGGGGCGCGGGGACGGGUUUGCAGUCCCAGCGCCUUUGGGAAACGCCGCACCCUCUGCCUCCACAGUGGACAUUCGUGAGGACUGAGAGCGCCAUAAGGGCUCUGACAAGUCCUGUAAAGGCCUGCUGCUCAGCCUCUGGGGUAGCUCCAUGCUUCCUAGACUCACGGAACCCCAGGAACUGCUGAUUCCUGAAACUCUGUGUGUGGGGAGGGGGACUGUGGCCCGGGGAACCCCCCCACCCUUGUCCCCCAAAGCCUGGGGCUUCAGCUGGCUGUGCCCAACACCACCAGCCCCCCACAGCCUGGAAGGAGCCAGGUGUGGGCCGUGGCUGUGGCUUUGGCCCCGCCCCCCGCCAGACUCCUGGAGACCUCAGAGGUCCAUGCGCAUCCCCCAUAUCAUGUGACAAUACAGGGGUAUGCAAA
This is a messenger RNA of Dipodomys ordii (Ord's kangaroo rat), 1525 nucleotides long. RefSeq names its product phosphatidic acid phosphatase type 2 domain containing 3 (gene Plpp7). Lineage: Eukaryota; Metazoa; Chordata; Mammalia; Rodentia; Heteromyidae. Gene Ontology annotation, cellular component: nuclear envelope. Gene Ontology annotation, molecular function: sphingosine-1-phosphate phosphatase activity. The record is from RefSeq and is a predicted model, not a curated record.